GUAGAGCAGGAUCGAUCCAAAGUGGCUCUGGCAGACUUGGACUCGCUCUUGGAGGAGUCGGAAUUGAGGGAUGCCAAGCAGGUGCGUUCGCUCCAGUUCCAGUUAGGCACCUCACAAAAGAAGCGGCGGCUAGGUGACGGCCUCUUCACGGAGGAGGCUGAAACCGAGGAAUCUUACACAGCCGACUGUGACACCUACCUCAACAAGUUGCACACCUUGCUCAUUGCCUAUUCUCUGGCGGGCUGUCAGCCUAUGCCGGGUGUCGCCGACGCCACCAAGGAGCAGACCUUGGGGGCGGACUCGACCGAGUACGUGGAGGUCCCGCUGGACACCAUGCUUCAGUACUUCUACCGAGCCAAGCGGGCUGUCUCAGGGAUGCCGGUCAACAAGCGUCUUGCCUGGCUGCAGGCGCGCGACUCGGACGAACGGUCCGAGUGGGUGACCAAGUUCCGCGAGGGCACCCGUUCGUUGGGGGCAGUCGUCAAGGAGCUUAUGGCCAGUCGGGAUGCCCAUUGGCUCCCGCAUGUUGUGUCAGACAAUCAGUCGGUGGCCGCGCCUGUUGUCACUCCGAACCCAGCAGGGGCGGCCCCCAAGCCCGCAUCAGAAUCCAAGUUCCUGCCGGGCCCGGUUAUCAAUGGCAAGCCAACCGCGAAGCAGAUGAGGGAUGGCCUGCGCCUUUGCGAAGGAUUCAACAAGGGCACCUGCUCCAACAAGAACUGCGGCAAUGGGGCGCACCGCUGCUCUGUGAUCCUGCGAGAUGACUUGGGAGCGCCUUCUCUUGGGGAUGUAGCCGAAGCUCCUGAAGACAAGCCGCCACUUAUGGUGGAUCUCUUCUGUGGUCCCAACCUUCCGUUGGGAAAGGCGUUUCUCUACUGUGGUUGGCGAUGCCUUCCGGUGGAUUGGGCGCUGGAUCCGUCCCAUGACCUCUCUAACCCGCAGAGGCAGGAUUCAAUCCGGGAGCAGCUCCAGGAUGCAGUCUUUGCAGCAGCUGCUUUGGACUGCAGCACCAAGUCUAGGGCCCGGGAGAUUCCGCGGGACCUGGGUGAUGGCAAACCUGGCCCCCGCCCGUUGCGGAGUGACCGCUACCCCGAGGGCCUUCCAGACUUGCCCAGGGCAGAUCAGCUCCGCGUCUCCAAGGACAAUUUGGCAUGCAGCUUUGUCCUGACCGAGCUCCAGGCCUUGGCAGACCGGGGUGGGGGCAGCGUUCGGGAGAACCCGUUGCGUAGUCUCCAUUAUUGGGAGUUGACCCAGGAGAAACAGAUGAUGGCCACGGGGCCUUGGCAGGACACCGUCUACUAUGCAUGCUGCUUUAUGGGGGCGAGGUGUAAGGCUCAGCGCCUGCGCCACAACAUUGAUGAGAUUGCACAGUGGCCUGCUCUCCAUUGCCACCACACCCACGCAGCCGACGAGUGGCAGCCUUACCUUCAGGAUGGUCAGCGUGUGUUCCCCUCCAAGGAGGAGGCGGAAUACACCGCCUCGCUGGCUUUUGGAAUUGCAGUCUCCGCUUCCUGGUGG
Messenger RNA from Symbiodinium necroappetens, 1515 nucleotides. NCBI's taxonomy places the organism in Eukaryota, Dinophyceae, Suessiales, Symbiodiniaceae. The record is from the annotation of a GenBank genome assembly.